CAGUCGGGAUGAAACCAUCACCAAAACACACUUUACUAUGGAUAGGAAAUCCACACACAAAACAGGUUAAUAAACACACACACACACACACACACAAAAAGUCAAGCGCCACGAGCUGCGCUUAAAAACAACGGACACGGACUUCGAUAUUAAUGAAUCAUAAAAAAAACAAAAUGGUUCAGUCCUCUGGAACAUCCUGUUUAAACGAGGGGUCUGAAGGUAGGCGGUGAUUCUUUGAAAUGAAGCCAUUUUGAGUCAUCUCUUCCAGACGAACGUUUUCCCAGUAAAGACUGAUUGUUCUCAUACUAUGAACAAUGGAGUCUUCUGAUGAAGCGCAAUUUAAAGACAGCAGAGAUUUCUUUGACAAAGAGCUACAACUAAAUCUUCCUGAAAAACAGUCAGCAGAAUCACAUCUAGAAGAAGAGACAGUCACGUCAGAAGAUGUUCCUGCACCAUAUGACAUAUCAGUACCGUCCAUUGGGACUGAUUCUGCUAGGCUUGAGUGUAAAUGCCUAGACAGCAUAUCAGCAUUUGAUCUGAGGUGCUCCAGCAGCACAUCGUCAAGCAUCCAGCCCCUUUCACAGAAUUGUGCUGAAGUGUCAGGCCUGUGUCCAGUUCCAAACCCACCUGAAAGCAUCAAGGUUAAGAAUAUUGGUAGUACAUCAGUUACUCUGACCUGGAAUCCAUCUGCUUCCUUAGAGAAGAAGUAUCAAGUGGCGUGUUCCCACAAUGAUAGAACUGUUCAUGAAGAAGAAACAGAAACUAACACACUUUCUAUCAACAACCUGAGACCAUUUGCCAGCACUCAAACCAAACUUGAGAGCUUUCUUCAGGACGUGGGGCUGAAGCAACACUUCACUGAUAAACUCUCACUGAGUACUGUACUUCAGAUAGACAAGGGCACAGUGACAGAUGAUCCAGCACGGUCUCUAUCAGAUUUACCAUGGCUUUUCCUCAAGAAAAUUAUGAUGGUGAAUGUGACUGCAAGAAGUGUCAAAUGUGCUUCAUCAACUGAUGAGGAUGAAGAUAUGAGUUUGGAUCUGUAUAGUGAUCUGGAGAGUCUUGUCCUCAGCCAGGACUCUAGUCAUAAAGUAAAUCCUUUAGACAUCAUAACUGCACUCUUCCUUUGCUCAGACAGUUUUCUUCAACAAGAAAUUGCAUUGAAAAUGUCUAUGUGCCAAUUCUCUGUGCCUUUACUGCUUCCUAAUUGUGACACACAGCAGAGCAUGCUCAUGCUUUGGGCCUUAAGAGAUAUUGUGAAGAAGUUUAGACCACACUCCUUGUCUGAUCCAAGAGGGUUUGUGGAAGACAGGAUCGUUCUAGCUGCCUUACCCUUAGUGUCCUUUGUAAGACUUGGAGACUGUAGCAUUUCCAAAUCUCAAAUCUUGAACAAGCUGCUCAGUAAUCCUCAGCAAUAUCAUGAUACAUUUGUGCACCAUGACAUGGACUGUGGAGACAUCCCAAGAAAAAUAUCAGAUGGUUUGGUGGAGAUCAGCUGGUACUUACCUUGUGGAAGCAAAAACAUAGACAUCUUCCCAGAACCUGUGGCUUUUGCAAACCUGAGAGGUGACAUAGGUACAUUUGAGACUCAGUACUCAUUCCUUUGUCAUAUUUCUACGGCAGUUUUUGUGUUCUUUGACAAUUUUGACACAAACUAUCAGCUACUCACCAAUACACAUGUAAAUGCACAAUUGUAUUUGGUAGGUAAUGCACAGACCAAAGCCUUUAACCUGGAUUUGUUGAAAAGAACAGCUGCUGUAUUGAACUUGAAAAAAACCAGCAUCAUUCUAAAGACCAAACAAAAUGAUGCAGAUUUUGUCAAGAAUUUGUGUUCUGCAGUAAGUGCUGUAGUUAAAAACAGUUCUAAGACUGUACAACUCGAGAAGAUGAACACAUUGCACAUUGCAUAUGAAUUGGGAAUUUUGAUUGAUGAAGACAGCAAGGAGUGUCAAACCGCAAAAGAAAAUGCAAAAGCAAUCACUAGCAAGAUACAGGACACACUAAAGUUUAAGGAAGAACAGCUCCCACUGCAGGGUGAGAUCUGGAAGAAAUUAGGAAAAUUAGAGAAAGAGGAGUGUAGGCUUCGUAAAGCUGGGGAUAAGAACAUUGAGAUGUAUAAAAGUGAACUGAUGGACCAGAAGAUGAAACUCAGGAAGCAGCAAAGCAGCUAUGAAAUGUCAGAAGCCAUGACCUGCUUCAUAAGUGCACUGUCAAGUUCAAGUCUUGAGAGAUCCUACUUCCUGAAAUGGAUGCGAAUGAAUUUGGACAACCUGUCUCGCGAAAAACUAUCUGGCCUUAGAGAAAAGUACAAGGAGAAAUGUAACGAUUCAUCUGAGAAGAAGGAGAUUGCAUUACUUGACAGACAGAUCUCAAACAGUGCUUUAGGAACUGAACACUUUUUGAGGGAAAUGGGUCAGCUGUAUGAAGCUGCUGUCACCCUUCCAGAAAAUACACAAUCACGACAUCAAAUGCUACACUUACCCAAACUGUGCGCUAAGCUCCUUUUAAAUGGAUUCCCCCUUGAACUAGUUGAUGGAGAUGCUUCAAAUAUGCCUUUAAGGUGGAUUAGUGAUGUACUGAAAGAGCUGAAUUCUUUAGUGCAACCCAAGAAUAAGAUCAUGGUAGUCACAGUAUUAGGAGUCCAGAGCACAGGAAAGUCUACCCUACUAAACACCAUGUUUGGGGUUCAGUUUGCAGUCAGCAGUGGAAGAUGCACACGAGGAGCUUUCAUGCUGCUGAUCAAAGUCACAGACAGCUUCAGAGAAAAACUUAACUGUGAUCAUUUAAUGAUCAUUGACACUGAGGGACUGAAAUCGCCCGAGCUGGCACAGCUUGAUGACAGCUACGAACAUGACAAUGAACUGGCCACACUUGUUGUUGGACUGAGUGACAUUACCAUCGUAAACAUUGCCAUGGAGAACUCCACAGAAAUGAAGGACAUUCUGCAGAUUGUGGUGCAUGCAUUCCUCAGGAUGAAGGAAGUGGGCAAAAAACCCAUGUGUGCAUUUGUGCAUCAGAAUGUAGCUGAUGUCUCAGCACACGACAAAAACGUGAGAGACCGGAAGCUUCUUUUAGAGCAACUAAAUGAGAUGACCGAGGCAGCAGCCAAGAUGGAAAAUAAGGAAGACUACAAGAAGUUUACUGAUGUAAUGGAGUAUGAUCCAAAGACUGGUAAUUGGUAUAUACCUGGGCUCUGGCACGGUAACCCACCAAUGGCACCAGUGAAUGCUGGCUACUCUGAGGCUGUCUAUGACUUCAAAAAGAACAUGAUGGACAUUCUUCUAAAAAAGAAGAUAUCUACAAACAACAUUGAAGAAUUUUUGGAGUGGACAAAAAGCUUAUGGAAUGCAGUAAAACAUGAAAAUUUCAUAUUCAGCUUUAGGAACAGCUUGGUAGCUGAUGCAUACAUGAAGCUUUGCACUGAAUUCCAUAAAUGGGAAUGGUCUUUCAGAAAGCACAUGUACACAUGGUUAACAUCUGCUGAAACCAGAGUGUCUAAUUUUGAGAUGAUGAAAUCAGAAUGUGACAAGAUAAGCUUGCCAGAUUUACUGUGCAGACUGAAGCAAGAGGCCUCCUCAGAGCUUGAUAAAUGGGAAAAGACCAUUUUGGAAAACCUCGUCGGAUACUUUGCGCAAACAGAGGGUCAUGUCUAUCUUGUGGAAAAGUACAGAGAAGACUUUUUAAACAGUGCAAAAUCUCUCAGGAGGGAAACAGAAAACUCAGUGCUGAGUAAACUAGAGGCAGUUAUUGAGAUUAGGACAGGAAAGAAUAAUUUGGACAAAAUCAAGAAAACGAAUACUGACAAAAUGGAAAAGAAAGUGCUGAAACUUCUGGAGGAGCUCCGGAGAACUGGACGUUCAGAAACUGAAGAGGAGCUCAACGAUGUCUUUGAAAAAAUAUGGCAGGAAACACUUGUAGAGCUGUCAUUUAAAGGCUUGCAGAGACAAAUAAUAUCAGACAGUGUUUUUAGCCAAUUACGAACAAACAUGAAACAAAAGGGAAGCUCUGUGUCUGUAGAAUUAAAUAGAGUGACACUGGAUCAAUAUGGCAUACAUAAGUUCAUUGUUACACCAGAAAAUUUUUUAAAAAGACUUGCACAUACUUUUUACACAUUUGAACACACAGUGAGACUGCAAGUGUUGGCAGACAGUACCAUUGAUGCAUGCAUGCAGUCUAUUAAUGACAAAAAAGAGGGAAAAUCAGAUUAUCAUGACACCUACAUUCAGGAGAUCCUACAUUUAAUUGAUACAAAAUUGACAUCGGCCAAGAAUUUAAAGUUUUCUGACAACUUUGAACUCUCUCUUAAACUGCACAUUUGUGCUAUUUCUGCAAGAGAAUUCCAGGUCAUGCAUGACUGUUUUAUUAAAGAGAACGACCCACGGCUAUGCCUUGAGCAAUUCAAAGAUAAGUACCGUGAUGAUUUCAAAGAUCUGUUCAAUAAUCGUGAUCAGUGUCAGAGGAAAGCUGAAGAAUUCACAAAACUCUGCCUGAGCCCAUCAGUUGAGACAUUCAUCUGUAACUCACUGGGACCAGACAUUAUUGACACAAUGCUGCAAGGGGAAAAUGCAUUUCAAUUCAGUACACGUGCAUUUUUUCAGUACUCCAUUUUAAAGCAACUUCUGAAUGACGAUGAUUUUCAGAAGUAUGUGAGCUACAUAUGUUCAUAUGAAUGCUUUGUUAAACGCUGGAUAUUAAAACAAAUUAUAGACAGAUUUUCCACAGGGAACAAACUUUUUGAACUGGAACAGCAGCAUCUGAAAGGAGCUAUUAUGGAGAUAAAAGAGGCUAUCAAAAAAGCACAACAUGAGACAGAAACUGAAAGCAUAAAGAGAUUUAUUCAAAACAUGUGCAGAGAGCUUGGAAAAAAACUUGUCAUUCGAAACGAUGUCUUGGAAGCAGUCAUGGUUUUGAGUAAUGCCAAACAGGAGCAAUUUGCCCACUGGCUCACACAGUCUGUGGAAGAAAUGGAAGAGUCAAUUAAGACUAAGUUGAAGAUGGGAAACAUUCAGGACAAACUGAGAACACUCAAAAUGAAACCACAGGAUGAGCUGUUCAAGCGUGUGUGUGGUUGCGGGAAACAGUGUCCAUUCUGCAAGGCACCAUGUGAGGCAGGAGGAGAAGCUCAUACACACCACUCUGCUUCUGUACACAGACCUCAAGGACUUGGUUUAAACAGGUAUAAGCACUCAAGUAAAUUAGUCGCUAACAUUUGUUCCACUGAUGUGAACAGUGAAGCAGGGUUCAGCUGCUUAGAGACCAAACAUGAGUACCAUCCUUACAAGAAAUACAGGGAGAUCUUUCCGGACUGGCACAUCCCUGCGGACCCCAGCAUAGAGGCCUCAGACUACUGGAAAUAUGUGAUGGCAAAAUUUAAUAACCAGUUUGCAGAAGCGUACAAUGCCAAGCCUGCAGAUAUUCCCCCAGUGUGGAAAAAAAUCACAAAGCAACAAGCAGAAAACAGUUUGAAGGAGUGUUUUAGUAUCAAGUAAACACUAGUGAAAAAUCUUCAGGAUAAGGGAAUUUAAAGAGCACUGCUUUUGCCUUGAUGUCAAAAUGCUAUCAGCAUCUUUCAUCUCAUCCUGCCUUUAAUCCAUCCCAUGAUGACACCUGUGGUCAACAUAAAAUCACCCCUUUUAGCAGAUAAAUGAAUUUUUCAUUGUCUUUUCUUGUGCCUUUAACUUUCUCUUUAAAAAUUCCAAACAGCAGAGAGAAUACUAUACGUUUAAUAAUACUGAAAAGCAUGAGAAUUGGAAUAAUGCCUUCGGAUGUUAAACUUCACUAAUUAUUGAUUCUUAUUCUUUAAUUCUAUUUUGUUUUCUAAUUGUGUUUUACUGAGCUUUCUUCCUGAAUGGUUAGGUGACUGUUGGUUUCUCAUAAGCAGAUUAUCCUCUAAACUAAAAAGAAAUAUCUAAUUAAAUUGCAUUAACUAUUGAUUUAAGCAUGUUUAUGUAACAUUGUCCUGUCUAUGUAACAUUUUCUGGAAUAUGUGAUGAUUACAUAAAUAUUACACAUAAAACAAAACCUAGUUCAUUGAAAGUUGAUGUUAUGAAACUAAAGACAUCAUAACAUUUUUGCCUUGUAAUCAAAAUCAAUAUAACUUGCGUUACUUUCAAUAAAACUGUGAUUCUGUCUAAAACAAACGUUCAUGUGUAUAAAUAUACACUCAUUGAGCACUUUAUUAGGAACACCUGCACACCUAUGCAUUCAAGCAAUUAUCUGAAUCAAUAAUCAAUAAUCAGCCAAUUGUAUAGCAGCAGUGCAAUGCAUCAAAAUCAUGCAGAUAUGGCUCAGCAGCUUCAGGUAAUGUUCACAUCAACCAUCAGAAUAGGGAAAAAAUGUGAUCUCACUGAUUUUGAUCAUGGCAUGAUUGUUGGUGCCAAAUGGGCUGGUUUGAGUAUUUGUAUAACUGCUGAUCUCCUGGGAUUUUCACACACAACAGUCUCUAGAGUUUAAUCAGAAUGGUGCAAUAAAGAAAAAAAACAUCCAGUGUGUGGAAGUUCUGUGGACAGAAAUAACUUGUUUAUGAGAGAGGUCAAUGGAGAAUGACCAGACUGGUUCGAGCUGACAGAAAGUCUGCAUACAGAAUGUCUAGUAAGUCAUCUCAAACUGGUUUCAUGAACAUGUGUUCAGUGUUCUUUAGUGGCCUUCCCGACCACCGGAUCAGAAUCCGAUAGAACAGCUUUCGGAUGUGUUACAAUGGGAAAUUCACAACAUGAAAGUGCACCUGAAAAAUCAGCAGGAAUUGCGUGAUGCAAUCAUAUCAACAUGGGCCAGAAUCUCAAAUAAAUUUUUCCAACAUCUUAAGGAAAUCUUGUGGCCAUGAAGAAUUGAGGCUGUUUUGAGAGCAGGCCCUACCCAGUAUUAGUAUAGUGUUCCUAAUAAAGUGCUCAAUGAGUAUAAUAGUAUAAAUAUUUCACCUUGCAGAAAUAAUCAUUACUGCUCUGCCAAGUGUUAGCCCUAAUAAAAGAGGCCUAUGAACAGUGCACAAAGCUCUCUAAUGGUUGAAUUUGCCCAUAAACUGCUAUUUGAAUUGUUGGAUAUAAUAGGGACAUAAGUUAGUGCUUAUACAACCUGUAGGGAGAAAAACCAACAUGAAUAGCUACAAAACUCGAUGAAUACUCAGAGUUUUUAUAACAAACCUUGUGAAUAAAAAUCAGCUUGUUGUGGAGCACACAAAUUCUGGUUUGCAUUCUCACUUCUGCUUUGAGAUCAACUCCUAACCCAGUGUGCACAAACUAUCAUAUUUAGAUGUGGUGUAAUUUAGUUCACUAAAAAAUUAUAUACAGUCCUCUCUGAAAGUAGGGGCAGGGGCAAUUCAUUUAUUUUUGCUACACACUGUAAGUCCGGUGACAAGAUGUCUGGACCCAGAGAGAACUACUCUCUGGGAACAAAGAACUGCUACGAGAACAAACUCACAACCUUCUCACUAAAUUAGCAUCUCCAUCUGAAUUAGCACAUCAGACUCAGUGAAGAUUAUAAAAUGUCUGAGCCAGGAGAGAACCACUCUUUGAGCUCUCUCUCUCUCGCGCAGAAUUAGCAUCUCCAUUUGAAUCAACACAGAGUAGAGUAGAGAUCAGGAAAUCGUCACUACACUGUUUCCUCCUUCCUCUCCUCAUACCCAUCUCUCUGUGUCGAGAUCACCCUAAACACACCCAAAGUCUAUAUACAUUAAUGUUUUAAUGCGAAUAAGAUGUCAACUAUUCAUGUUUACUGUAUUAUACAAAAGUACUCAGUGCGACUGGAAAAUAUGGUCUCAUUCCCUCAACAGCAGUUUAAAUAAAAUGUUACAUGCCGUUAAAGGCAUACCCUCCCAGGUCCCUCACUCAAAUUACCUCGUGUAUGUAAAUAAGGUACAUCCUUCCACAAACAUCAAAUUAUAAUCACAAACAGCACCUUUUGGUGGACCCACAGAGCAUCUGGGAGAGCUGGCCAAAGACUCGGGGAAUCUGUAGACAGAUCUCCCACACGAUUACUUGUGUAGUUUUUCUCUACCAGGUAUGCAAGUAUUGUCUCUCUUAUGUUGUAUUAUUAUGUUUUGGAUUUGAUUGGAAUGUAAUGUUGCAUGUAAUUCUUUCUUAUUAUUAUCAAUAGUAGUGUUGAAUUCGGAUGUUUUCAUACCUGGUUAAAUAAAUUAUUAGACUUGAUUAUA
Ictalurus punctatus (channel catfish) is the source of this 8149-nucleotide messenger RNA. RefSeq names its product up-regulator of cell proliferation. The transcript is spliced from 6 exons. The record is from RefSeq and is a predicted model, not a curated record. Gene Ontology annotation, molecular function: GTP binding; protein binding. The coding region runs from base 315 to 5489 and encodes 1724 amino acids. Lineage: Eukaryota; Metazoa; Chordata; Actinopteri; Siluriformes; Ictaluridae.